Molecule: messenger RNA, 2358 nt
Organism: Phaeoacremonium minimum UCRPA7
Lineage: Eukaryota; Fungi; Ascomycota; Sordariomycetes; Togniniales; Togniniaceae
Product: putative methyltransferase domain-containing protein
Exons: 1
Coding region: 1-2358 (785 amino acids)
Molecular function (GO): S-adenosylmethionine-dependent methyltransferase activity
Source: RefSeq, a predicted model, not a curated record
AUGUCUGCUCCGGCUACGCCUAUCAUUGGCGGUCAGGACUCUGGGGAUACAGGCGACUGGUCAGGCAUUCACCUUCAACCUGGUGCGCUAGCUACACUUCAGGCCCUAUCUGGUCCUGGUUCCGAUAUUGAGGAGUAUCAAACACCUGCAGACCAGGUGAUUGAGGUUCCUCAGGAGCAGAUGGCCGAGGCCAGACCACAACCACCACGCCUGAUCACCAACCUGCCACGAGCGUCGAUCAUGCUUUCGCCAGCUCAGCAGCGAUCGCUUGCGGGCUUGACGAGACUCGAGAUUCCUUCCCCAGGUGGAUUCUUCUCCGGCCUAUCACCACGAACCCGCAACACAUGGCAUUUUGGCGCCUCUCCCGCGGAUGAUAUGCCCCCACCCACGUCAACAACUGCUGAGCAGUUCUACAGAACGCCAUGGAACAUGGAAACCGCUCCUCCCGUCCCACGUCCAGCUCAGAUUCAACGGCCACUGCACAUGGCCAGCGGCAACUUCUCGUCUUUACCAGUCGAGCAGGUUGUUGAAGCCCCUGAGAGUGCCCAGGAGGACCUUCCCACUGCAUUCCGUAAUGAAGACACCCCAGUCCCGAAUACCGCGAAGCGUAUUCCAGCCCCACCAUCAGCAUCUUCGGAUGAUGACGAAGAAGCUGCAUCGCCCGCAUCACCAAAGGAGAUGAUCAAGGAGAUAGUCGCUGAUGUCAACCCAGAAUACGCCCGCAGGCAGCAAGAAGUUGCGCUCUCGCAUCUCGAUCGCACAGAGAUGUGGUUGAUGGCACAGCGAGCUUACCUCAGAGGGCCUGGUGAUUUUGAGGAGACAGAGGAUGAUCAAUCCAAUGAAGAAGAACCCAACUUGAAGGCAAAGGGCAAGCAGCCAGAAUCCCAGCUCGAAGUCCAGACGCCUCCUGAAGUUCCACCCAAAGAUAAUGAGCCUGAAAAGACUGAAGUCGCUACCUUGACAAGGAAGAAGACUGUUCGAUUCUCCGAACAGGUCAAGCCAGAGCCAAUCCCGCGCUCCCUUCCUUCCAAGCUUGUACGCCAGGAGAGUGCAUACUACCGUGCCUUCCAGGACUACACGGUGCGCUCUCUAUCGCAAGAUGUCUUUGUUCAUCGCAUGCCUCGCUUUGAGGCUCUCCAGGCACAACGUGUUUCGCUCCGCGAGGCACACCGCAAUCAACUGCUCGGCAAGUACCAGCUCAGCGUCCUGCCCCAAUCUGCCAAGAAGCGUAUGAGUGCCAACGUUGUCCGUGGAGAUGACGUCCUUCUUGAUGACCCAGAGAAGCUUAAGGCUGAGAAAGAGGCCGAAGCUCUUUCGCAGAUGAAUAUGUCCACUUGGCAUGUGGCUGCCACACGCCUACUCAACGGCGGACGACUUAUCGCAGCCCCAGUGCACAAGCGUCUCGCACGCAUGUCUACCCACGGCGCUGCCUCAAGCGGCCGUCGUGAGCGCUCGCGCAUCCUUGACCUCGGCGGUCAGUCCACGGGCGACUGGGCCUGGCAUGCGGCCCUGCAGUACCCUAAUGCUAAGAUCUACACCGUCACAACCAAGGCGAUCCGUCAGCUGUCCAAUUCCAACAUUCGCGGCCCACCAAACCACCGUCAGGUGGCUGUUGAGAGGCUGGCGCGCCUACCAUUCCCAGAUGACCACUUUGACCUAGUUAGCGCCCGGGAACUACACUCUAUUCUCAAGUUUACAGGAGAGCACGGCGAGGACGAGUGGGAGAGCUGCCUGCGUGAGUGCUACCGCGUGCUCAAGCCCGGUGGCUAUCUCGAGUUCCAAGUCCUGGACAGCGACAUCGUCAACGCUGGCCCUCUCGGUCUCGCCAAGAGCGUCGAGUUCGGUUUCACCCUCAAGACACUCGGCUAUGAUCCCAACCCCACUCGCAUGUUCCUCAACCGCCUGUCUCGCGCGGGCUUCGAGGAUGUUCGCCGCGCAUGGAUGGCACUACCCAUGGGCCCCAAGCCCUCGCCCAGACCCGGUGCGACCGCCACUGCGGCCCGCCAGUCGAUGCUGCAGGCGCCCGUGCUCGGCAAGACGCUCGAGCUCGAGGCCAUGGUGACGGGCAGCGCCGAGCACGUUGCCGGCGUGACGGGCCUCGCCGCGGGCUGGAGCUGGGAGCGCUGGCUGCUGCGCUGCGAGAUGGAGAAGGCGGCGGGCGAGCUGCGGCUCGCGGACACGGUGACGGCGAGCGACGCGAUGCGCGAGGCCGGCAAGGGCGUCGACAACGUGCACGCCGUCGUGGACGAGGGCCGCGCGUGCAAGGCCGCCUUCCGUAUGCUCAAGGGCUACGCGCGCAAGCCGAAGCCAGAUAUGGGAACCCUCACCUUCGUGCUAGACUUUGAUAGCAUGAUCUAA